Molecule: messenger RNA, 2610 nt
Organism: Fusarium keratoplasticum
Lineage: Eukaryota; Fungi; Ascomycota; Sordariomycetes; Hypocreales; Nectriaceae
Exons: 1
Coding region: 1-2610 (869 amino acids)
Biological process (GO): nucleoside metabolic process
Molecular function (GO): catalytic activity
Source: RefSeq, a predicted model, not a curated record
AUGCCUGUCUUCCGACCCUCUCGCCGAGACGAAUUCGAGGUCGCAAUCAUUUGCGCGUUACGAAUCGAAUACAACGCCGUAUCCUACGUCAUCGACGAGUUCUGGGACGAGGAUGGCGAUCCGUAUGGGCGAGCUCCUAAUGAUCCGAAUACCUACACAACCGGCCGCAUCGGCAACUUCAAUGUCGUUCUUGCUCUAUUAUCACGAAUGGGCAAGAUCAACGCCGCAAGCGCUGCAGCUUCCAUGGCCAUGAGCUACAGUGGCCUACGGAUGGCCCUUCUUGUCGGAGUCUGUGGCGGUGCGCCUCGCAAUAGGAAUGAAGAAAUCUUGCUGGGGGACGUUGUCAUAAGUAGCAGCGUCAUCGAGUAUGACUUCGGUAGGCAGUAUCCGGACAACUUCGUACGGAAAGCUUCUCUCCAAGAUAGCCAUGGCCGGCCAAACAAGGAGAUCCGCAACUUGCUGGCAACACUUGAGACUGACCGAGGGCUCAGCCUUCUUGAAAAACGCACUAUAUCUUUCCUCCAAAAGAUUCAGGCUAAAGUCUCCAAGACAAAGCAUCGGGGAAAGUAUGGUUACCCGGGAACGUCGGAGGAUACGCUGUUCGAGACAGCCCACCGCCACAAACACCAUGUCUUGCCGAGCUGCGCUUGCGUCUCCUGUUUUAGUGACGCCGACCCCGUUUGUGAGGAGGCGAUCAACUCGUCGUGUGCGAAACUUGGAUGUAGUAACGGGCCUAUUGUUACUAGGGAACGACUACGGGCCAAGCAACGGGCAGAACAGGAGGGUGAAGCUACCGCCCAGCAUCCCACCGUGCACAUCGGGCUUGUCGCAUCGGGGGACAAGGUGAUCAAGUCUGCAGCAGAACGGGACAGGCUCUCCAAAGAAGAAGGCGUGAUUGCGUUCGAGAUGGAGGGCGCUGGCGUAUGGGACCAGCUCCCAUGCAUCAUCGUCAAGGGGGUUUGCGACUACGCUGAUAGUCACAAAAACGAAAAGUGGCAACCGUUUGCCGCUGCAACGGCAGCCUCCGCGGCCAAGGCUCUGCUAUCGUUCUGCAUCAAGACCGAUAGGCCUAGAGAUGCCUUUAGAGAGGUCAUUGAGCUGUUCUACCGCAUCGCUGCUUCGCAAGAUCAAGGGCGUGAUACGAAUAUUCUCGCCAUCAAACUCGACAUCGAGAAGUACAUUCUACUUCAAUGGGCCGAAACAGUCAAUCUUCUUCAAGAGAACUUCGACCCGCGCCUGAAAGACCCUGACACCCAAGACUCCGUCACAACAGUGCUGGGUCGCAUUCGUGACCUUCUUGCAGAUACCUCACGGAUGGAACAAGUAUAUGGGAUCAGCCGCCGUGGCGGGCUCUUAACGCCAACUGAUACUCGGGAUCACAUCCCAACCAUCUGUGGUCCAUCUUUGGACAGGCUGGGACUUGCAUCUGGCAAUCCUGGCGCCAGCUCGAGCUUGUGGAACCGGCCCACGCGUGCAAGGGGAGACCCAAGCGCCGUAGAAGAUCCUUUAGACGCUGCGGAGAAGGAGAAACCUCGCUGGGUAAUCCAGGACAAUGAGAAAUUCGGAAAAUUUGUUGCGGAACUGGCGCGCUACACCACAAUGCUCAGAGACGCUGUCCUGCCUACCUCGGAAGCCAACGCUAGUAAGGAUCUAGAGGUGAUCCGCGACCUUGGCCAUCUGAAGGCACUUAUGCAAGCAGCAACAGAUCAUUUGACGACCAUCGCCGAGCCCACACGAGAAAUCAUCAACCGCAGGUGCACUGAGCGUAUCCUUUCAACACUCUGGUUCAGAAUGAUCGAUGAUCGAAGGGAAACCAUCGCUGCUGCGUGCCUUCAAACAUUUAGAUGGGCUCCGAAGCCUCCGGCGGACGACCAGCCUUGGGAUGGCCUAUCUCACUGGCUCCGGGCUGGCACCGGUAUUUAUUGGAUAUCAGGAAAGGCGGGAAGCGGCAAGUCGACGCUCAUGAAGCACAUUUCCUCCUCGGGCGUGACGAAAACUCUCCUGUCGGAAUGGGCCGGUGAUAGCCCAUGCACAAUGGCCGACUUCUUUUUUUGGUACCUUGGAACGCCUGAACAGAAGACACAAGACGGUCUUUCCAGAGCGCUUCUGUACAAAAUCUUCUCCUCUCAUCAGAAACUCAUUCCCAAAGCCCUGCCGGCCAUGUGGAGGGAGGCAUAUGACGACCGGGACACGAUCGCGUCUCCAUCCCCCGCCGAGGCGGAAAAGGCGUUCAGAGUCAUCUCAACCUCCCCUGAUCUCGGACGAUUCUGCUUAUUCAUAGAUGGCCUCGACGAGUAUCUCGGAAACUGCCAGGACGGCAUAUCGUUCAUCAAACGUCUCGCUGCCGGUCAGAACGUCAAGGUCAUUGUUUCCAGUAGGCCGACUCCGGAUUGUGCCGCAGCUUUCAGGGGAUUACCACAGCUUGACCUUCCAGACUUGAGACCGGCCGACAUAUAUGCAUUUUUCGAAGAUGUCAUUAGCAUACACCCAGAUAUGAGCAGGCUGUACGAGGACGACCCUCGCGAAUGGCUCUUGCAGCGAUGCUGCUGCGAACCCCUGCCCGCAAGGCUCUUGCAGCUAUGCUACGCAGAACAAGGGGCACGGGAGUAG